Molecule: messenger RNA, 1062 nt
Organism: Brassica oleracea var. oleracea
Lineage: Eukaryota; Viridiplantae; Streptophyta; Magnoliopsida; Brassicales; Brassicaceae
Product: F-box protein DOR-like
Exons: 2
Coding region: 1-1062 (353 amino acids)
Molecular function (GO): protein binding
Source: RefSeq, a predicted model, not a curated record
AUGAAAUCACCACGGUACAACGACGUCUCGGAGAACCCUCAAACAAUCCUUCGAUGCCACUCACGAUACUCAUCUCCGAUCUCUAUAGAUCUCAUCAUCGAGAUAUUGUUGAGGUUGCCUCUGAAGUCUAUAGCCAGAUGUCGUUGUGUAUCAAAGCUCUUGGCCUCUAUACUUGUCCGUCUAGAUUUCACGGACUCGUUCUUGGCCAGUUCUUUGUCUCGGCCACAGGUCUUGUUCGCCUGCCAAAAACAAUAUAAAAAUGAUGGACGGAAAACACCAAGGCGUGUGUGGGUGAUAUGUAACCCGAGCACGGGUCAAUCCUUUACCUUACCCAAAAUGAAGACAAGGAAGCGUAUUUGGAUAAGAUGCUUUUUAGGGUAUGAUCCGAUUGAGAAACAACACAAGGCUUUAGCAAUGACCUCGCAAGUGACGAAAGCUGAAGAUCAUCAAGUUCUCACAUUAGGAGGAACUGAUAAACUGGCAUGGAGAAGGAUUGAAUGUGGCAUUCCCCAAUAUGGUUAUCCAGGGCCACAUAAUAUAUGCAUUAAUGGUCUUUUGUAUUUCAAAGCUAAGGCGAAAUAUUCUUCCAAUGGUCAAGAUAUUAUAGUUUGCUUUGAUGUUAGGUCUGAGAAGUACAACUUUGUUAAAGUAACGGAAAGAGCAGUGCACCCUGAAGCAACUCUGGUAAACUACAACGGUAAAUUGGCGUCAGUCAUCUCGCAAUCUCACUCCCAUUCUAUUUUCCAUACUACUAGAAGUUUUGAAAUGUGGGUUCUACAAGACUCCGAAAAAAAUGAAUGGUCCAAGCAUAUUUACAUAUUACCUUCUCUGGGGAAGUAUAUAAGUCCAGGAGAGAACUUAUUCUUUGUAGGAGUGACUGGUGCAGAUGAAAUUGUUUUGUGUCCCAAAUCUUUAUUCCGCGAGCCUUUCUAUGUUUACUACUACAAUUUGAAGAGGGGAACUAUAAGACGAGUUGAAAUCCAAGGACUGGAAAGGUUAGAGGGGAGUUAUAGAGUUGACACUUUCCUGAACCAUGUAGAGGACGUGAAGAUUCUGAAAUAG